Messenger RNA from Echinostoma caproni, 1257 nucleotides. NCBI's taxonomy places the organism in Eukaryota, Metazoa, Platyhelminthes, Trematoda, Plagiorchiida, Echinostomatidae. The record is from the annotation of a GenBank genome assembly.
GAAAUCGGUCGAGUGGGCCGUUCAAAUCAGGUGGCCUAUUGUCACGCAUUUCUUCCACCCGGUCUGUUAACCGAACCACAGGAGGCGAAUGAAUUACGGCGACACAUUUUUGCCAAUCACAUUGAUGCGGUCAUGAUCAAACGCUUACUUCGUCUGAUGUUUCAACGGGUUCAGUGCACUUGUCGUCCGUCCGCCGACGACCAAACUGCCCCGGUUUGUCCCGGUCAUGUGCACACAAUCGAUCCGGCCGAGGUGGAACGGUUGUUGGACAUCAAACCAGAAAGUUUAGCCACCAUUCUGGCCUAUAUGGAAUUGGACUCACAAAACCCGAUCAUAACUGUGUUACAGAACGGGUUCAAGACUGCCGUGGUAGAUUGCUACGGUGGACCGGCAGAAAUGGCCUACGCCUCUCAACACUGCCUGGCAGUAGCCGCUGGGAUCAGUGUGGCUUGUGAGCAGAAAACUCCAGCCGAACGUGUGGAAUACUUUGCCAGUGUGCGACAGCUGACCAUCGAUUUACCGUACCUGUGUAACCGAUGGGGCUGGCGGUCAUCAGCUGUGCGACAAGAGCUAAAAAAUCUUGAAUGGCACAGUUCCGCCGGUUCCGGUUCAUCAGGACCGCAUCGGACCGGAAUUCAGAUUAAUUUGUCCGGCUGGAGCUGGUGGUUUUGGACGCAUCAAGUACCGGUCGAACCGGAAUUACUGGAUCAGUGUUUCAACUCCCUCCAGCAGCGUCUGAAAGCGAUCGAAACUGCCGGUCUGGAUAGUCUGGAUCAGCUCACUCGUGCUUUAGCUCAAGUCUCCAAACCGCGAUUCGAUCAGAUCUAUCCGGAUUCGGCACCGGCCUCCAAGGAGCAGCUCACUCUGACCGCAGACCGAUCGGAGCGAUCAGCUUUGGUACACAAACUUAUUCUGGCGCACUUUCAAACCGCUCAACCCAGUACGUCUGUGGAAUGCUUGUCCACGGAUGAAAUUUCGGUUAGCUUUACCUGGCCACCACCGGUUACGGAUUCGCAGAUCCAGUCUGUCCGCUCCAGAGUACGCGAGUUUUUGCAAACCCACGGUCCCAGCCUGGGCGAUCAAAUCACCGGUCGUGCUUUGGCUAACCUGUUUCACGGUAUUCCCUCACCCCAAUUCCCAUCCCAAAGCUGGUGCCGGAAUUAUCGAGUGUGGCGCACUCAUUUGGACGUGGAUUGGCCCCUAUUGUAUCAAGUCGCUACCGAAGAACUACGGCAAAAUAUUCAUCUGUUGAAUUAG